Messenger RNA from Elgaria multicarinata webbii, 1010 nucleotides. It is a transcript of the gene PDRG1, whose product is annotated as p53 and DNA damage regulated 1. The coding region runs from base 171 to 572 and encodes 133 amino acids. The transcript is spliced from 5 exons. Lineage: Eukaryota; Metazoa; Chordata; Lepidosauria; Squamata; Anguidae. The record is from RefSeq and is a predicted model, not a curated record. Gene Ontology annotation, cellular component: prefoldin complex. Gene Ontology annotation, biological process: protein folding.
AUCCCGGGCGGCGAAGGCCUGAGGCCUAGCCGGUUGCCUUGGUUACCGCCCCCCUAAGGGAAGUGAGGCGCCUGCGUCGACUAGGCCUCGCCGCCUUCCAUUUCUCUUUCUCUCUCUCUCGGCUCCCGCUUCGCUUCUGUUCGCGGCGGCGGCUCUUUUUCGCUGCCGCGAUGGGUGAGCAGGACCCGGACUUUGUACUCCGGUACUUGGCCGAGGUGGAGGCGCUGGCUGAGGAAGUCAUGGCCGGGAGGCAGCAGAUUGUGGAUCUGGAUCAGAAACGGAAUCAGAACCGCGAAGCGCUGAGGGCUCUGAAUAAGGAAACAGACGCUUCAGAUAAAGUCAUGGUUUGCUUUGGGAAUAUGUUUGUGCAGCUUCCAAAAACAAAGACCCAGGACAUGUUGCAGAGAGAUCGAGAUCUCCUAGAUGAGGAGAUAGCCAAAUUGCGGAAAGAGCUAAAAGUCAAGGUUAAUCGUCUCCUAGAAGCUCAAGGUAAGCCGGAGCUGAAAGGCUACAACCUGAAACCCUUGAACGCUGAAGAGAUGUGGUUCAUGAGAAAGGUGGUGGAUGGCUGAAGCAGUCUUUUGAAGUGAGCUUAGCAGCGGCCUCUUGCACAGAAAACGUGGGAGAGGGUUGUUACCUGAGCAAACAUCAAGUUCACUUGCAGACACGUGCUCCUGAAGGAGAGUGUUUCCUGAGCUGUUGAGCACCUGAUGACUGGCAUCUUCUGUGGAAGAGGCUCAGGCAGCUGGAAAGGUUACUGCAAAUUUGGACGGAGAAACACGCUCAAGCUUUUUCUGCAUGUUUGACAACCUGUCUGGAGUGCAAGUAUUAAAACCCGAGGAGCAGGGCAGCUGAAAUGGGUGAUGGUUUUGUCAAUGUAAGAUUGGCUGUUGAAUUCAGACCGCUGGAAAUGAAGUGGUAGGAACAGAAUUGUAAUUUCCACUCUUCCAGGACACGCAGCUAAAAUGUGUGUGGCUUUGUGAUAAUAAAUAGUACACUCCAAUCCAAAA